AUGCCGGAUAUCGAGAAACUGCACUUGGAAGAUGCACUGGAAGACAGUCCUCAGACCAGAAAUUUGUUGUCAGUAUUUGAAAAAGAUGCAUUUGUGUUGAAGAAAUACACAAAUAGUCUACAGUCAUGUUGUCAGAGAAUAAUGACUGCUCAGAAUGAAUUAUGUGCUGCUACCCAAUCUCUAGCUCAACAACUGAGAGCCUAUGAAGUACAUAAAUUUCCAUUAGAAAGUGAAAACAGUAUAUUAACGUCCACAUUGAAACAGUUUGCUAGUUAUAUAGAUGAUAUAAGUUCUAUACAUCAAGUAUUGGCCUCACAGUUCUCAGAAACAAUGAUGUUUCCCAUCAAUAAAUUUAUGCAAGCAGAUAUUGAAGAAAUCAGUACUAUGUAUGAAAUGUAUCAAAUAUCAUCACAAGAACAUGAACAAGCAUUACUAAGAUACAUGAAACUAUCAGCUAAGAAGAAGGAGAGUGAAAAAGUACGAAGUGAAACAAAUGAAGAACUUUACACAAUGAGGAAAAAAUUUCAUCAGACUUCCCUACAUUACUAUUCCUGUUUAAAUGCUCUACAGUAUAAAAGAAAGUGUUUUCUAUUGGAGCCAGUUAUGGGCUAUCUCCAUGCUCAGAGAGCAUUUUUUCAGAUGGGAUGUGAUGCUGUGAUGAAACCAGAAAUUGAUGAUUUUUUAGGCAAUAUUAACGCUAGUGUUCAAAGUGUGCAUGCAGAGUUAUCAGCAGAGACACAGAAGACAGUAGAGUUGAUAGAGUCAAUAGAGAAACAGAGUGCUCAUUUAUACCAUCCUGAACCCCCUAUAGAUAUGCCCUAUAUACCCCCUAAUACAGCACUCUCACAGAAAGCUGGAUAUCUCUACCAAAGAAGUAAACAAGCAUUAAUUGGAUCAAAAUGGGACAGAAAUUAUUAUUUUACCCAGGGUGGAAAUUUAAUGAGUCAAUCAAAAGAUGAGUUUGCUGGUAGUUUAGUACUAGAUUUAAAUGAAAAUGGUAUAAUGGCAGAAAUAGGAGAAUAUGAUGACAGAAGAUUUGUUUUUCAUAUUGUUUCUCAGUCUCAUAAAAAAACGUUAAUAGUAUUACAAGCUGAGAAUGAUCGAGAUCGUGCUGAAUGGAUAGCUGUGAUAAAUAAUUUAGUUAGAGACAGUGGUUAUGUCAGAGGAGGUAAAACUCCACCUCGAUCUAAGGUAAAUCAGUCCACUGAUAGUCAGUCAAUGCCUAGUCCAACUUCUCCAAGUGAGAGUAAAAAUACUGGAAAUAAUGGAACAAUGACUAAAUCAACCAGUAGUUCAUCUGGAUUAACAGCUACUCAAGGUGACAAUACAUUAGUCUUGGAGACACCCAUACAGUUUGAUCUAGCUUCACCAACCCAGGAUAAUAAGAGUAUGACAACGCCAUUAUCUGGUCCUCCAAAACGUAUCAAUCCAUUUGACCAAUCAUCAGUUGAUGUAUUAGAUCCAGCGUUUGAUAAUGCAGCUUAUUGUCAAGUGUUCACAGUCAGGUUUCUGGGAUCUAUGGAGGUGAAAGCUGAUAGAGGUGAGGGUUUGGUUCAUGAUACAAUCAGACAAAUAAUGGCAGCAAGAGCAAUACAUAAUGUAUUUAAAAUGACAGAAUCUAAAUUAAUUAUCUCUAACGAAGGUAUGAGAUUAAUUGAUCCAUCGAAUAAUGCUGUCCGAGUGGAAUUUGCUCUACAAGACAUCUCAUUCUGGUCUGCCCAUCCAGAAAAUGAACGAUAUUUUGGUUUUGUAACCAGAACUAGAAUGGUAGGAGGUACUCCUAAAAAUAGUAUUUCAUUCGCUUGUCAUGUAUUUGAGAGUAAUACUACUUCAGAAGAGAUAUGUAAGUCAAUAGGAACAGCCACCAGAAUGGCAUUUCAAGCU
Messenger RNA from Lottia gigantea (owl limpet), 1884 nucleotides. RefSeq lists its product as hypothetical. Gene Ontology annotation, molecular function: protein binding. The annotation marks the transcript as partial. NCBI's taxonomy places the organism in Eukaryota, Metazoa, Mollusca, Gastropoda, Lottiidae. The record is from RefSeq and is a predicted model, not a curated record. The transcript is spliced from 18 exons. Gene Ontology annotation, biological process: signaling. Gene Ontology annotation, cellular component: cytoplasm; endosome membrane.